UCUAUUGCCAAGAAAGUCCCUUUAUCAAUUUAAUGAUACCCCUGCAGGAUUUCAGAAGAAAGGAGGAUAAUGGGUUGAGUUUUGCUCAAGUGGAAGACUGAUUUUAGUUUUGAAGAUUUGCUAUCAUGCAAAGUGCCUAAUCUUGGAUGCAGACAAACAGGGAGCUUAUUCUCAGCCUUCAGCAGUGCACUGUGGGAACAUUUAUCUGCAUCGACCACAGCCCUGUGAACUCUCUGCGGACAGAUCAUGAGAAGUUUCUCCAUCGUCUUUGUGCAAUGUCUCAAAAAUCCCUCUGUUUACCCUCCUCCCCUUCGAAUCCCCUCCCUUCACACUAUUUUUUUUUUUGCUUCACUUUUCGUCUGAGUUACGUUCCUCUCUUGUUUGUGCUGGAUGGACAUCACAUAUUUUCGUCCACCCACUYCUCUCCCACCAACCCAACUUUUCUAAUUGGAUUUCAUUUCCUUUCAGUUGUUUUUUCCUUUUUUCUUUUGUUCUUGCCAGCCAAAUGCUCAGGAUCAGAGGGACAAACUUUUCAGAGGUUUUCUUCUGACACACAAACUUCAUCAUCAUUAUCAUCAUUGACAGCAUCUUGCAAAGACUUCUCUGCGUCUUGCCUCGACCCAGCCAUGACCUGCAUCAGGCUAUUGCCUCUCUUUCCCUCCAUCAUCAUCCUACAUGUCCAUUUUUCCACCCAGUUGGAGGACAACAAGAUCCCCCCCAGUCUGUGUACUGGCCACCCUGGUAUCCCGGGCUCUCCGGGGGUUCAUGGGAGUCCUGGUCAGCCAGGUAGAGAUGGAAGAGACGGGAGGGAUGCAGCUCCAGGGGAGAAAGGACAGAAGGGAGACAGGGGAGAGUCAGGUGAAACUGGAGUGCGAGGUCUGACUGGAGACAAAGGCUACGCUGGAGAAAAGGGGGAGAAGGGCCAGCCUGGUGAAUGUGCGGUGGCUCCUAAAUCUGCCUUCAGUGUCAAACUGUCACAGAGCCUGACUACCGCCCUCACCGUGGGCGAUGCAGUCCGUUUCGACACCGUCCUGAUCAACGAACAGGGUGACUACAACUCAGAAACUGGACGCUUCACCUGCAAGGUCCCUGGCAUGUAUUACUUCGCCGUCCAUGCCACAGUGUACCGGGCCAGCCUGCAGUUUGACCUGAUGAAGAACGGGCACGCCGUGGCCUCUUAUUUUCAGUUUUACGGCAACUGGCCCAAACCGGCCUCUCUGUCCGGCGGCUCCCUGCUUCACCUGGUCCCCGGAGAUCAGGUGUGGAUUCAGAUGGCCCUCUCGGAGUACAACGGCUUUUACGCCAGCACCAAAACGGACAGCACCUUCACCGGCUUCCUGGUCUACUCUGACUGGAAAAACUCUGCUGUUUUUGCAUGACAUUUUUUAAAAACCUGACCUGCUGUGGAAAAUAAAUCACACUUUCUUUUUAUUGUUUUCUAACUAAGAAACUCUGGAAAAAAUAUAUAUAAAGGAGGAAGUGAGCUGGUUGUGACUUGGUACAGCUGCGUUGUACCAUGAGCUCCAUCAGGGUUGUUUGUUCUGGACGCCUUCUUUACUUUCAGCUUUUAAACUUUUGUGACAGUUAAUUCCUGCGACAGAUGCUGCAACACAGGAUUAAGGCAAGAUCCAGGCCGCAAAUUCAAAUAGCUUCCAUGCCAUCAUUGCUCUGCGUUUCCUAUUAAUGACUCGGUUCUAAAGAAGUUUCGGCUACUUAUUUUUAGCUCUUGCAUGAUUUUAAAAGGAGAGAGUCAACAAUCAGAGUGGUAUUUGUUUUCUAACCCUAACACAAUGUUAGAACUAAAUGGAAUUUUGAAUUGGAAAAUGACACAAGUUUAGUUUUGUUUCAAAUAUCCAAAAUAAACUUGCAUGAAAUGGGAUGAAAAGGCUGUUUUGUAGGAGACGCCAUUUUCUUUUCUUUUUUUUUUUUUUGUUUCGUUCACUUUCAUAAAGUUGUUGCCUUUGUCAGUGUAUUUAUUUGUCUGUCUGUUAGCAAAAUAUCUCAUAAAUCACUGAACAGAUUUUAAUUAAGCUUUCAGACAGUAAUCACAGGAUGUGGGUCCCGAAGCUCGGUUGCUUUUACUUUGAAGGUCAGAAACGUUUGGAGACAGUUGAUGAAAACCAGGAUUUACGUUUCAGCAGAUAUUCCUUUUACAAAACCAUGCAUCCAUUUUGAUCCAAAACUUCGCUCGCUGCAAUUAAAAUGUUCUUUUUAAACUAAUUUUUUCACAAGACUGAAUGAACUAAAGUUUAUGUGUUUUGGUGACAUAGAAAAGUUCGUAGAUGUGACCAAACUGUUUAUAAUGUUUUUUGUUUUCAUCUCUCAAAGCUUUCAAAAUAAAAGCAGAA
Messenger RNA from Austrofundulus limnaeus, 2348 nucleotides. It is a transcript of the gene c1qtnf5, whose product is annotated as C1q and TNF related 5. The coding region runs from base 147 to 1379 and encodes 410 amino acids. Lineage: Eukaryota; Metazoa; Chordata; Actinopteri; Cyprinodontiformes; Rivulidae. Gene Ontology annotation, molecular function: protein binding. The record is from RefSeq and is a predicted model, not a curated record. The transcript has 3 exons.